CAGCUGGCCUCCAGUGACAGCAGCAGCAGCAGAGUCUGUGAGCUACCAGAUCAGGUGAACACACCCCAGCAGAGCGGGACUCCCGACCACCUGUGCGCCAUGGAAGAAGACGCGUCCCACGCCGAGGCCACCAGCGUCUCCAGCAGCACCCACACCCUCCCGCAGCAGCCGCAGCAGCCGCAGCAGCAGCAGCAGCAGCCCGAGAACGCGGAGCUCCUCAUCCCGAGCUUCGGCGCCUCCUCCGCCCCGUCCUCCCCAACCCCGACCAGCACCCUCUCCCGGCUGGGUCUGAAAAGCCCCACCAGCCCCACCGGCCCCGUGGCGCCGGGCAGCCCGGUGGACCGCGGCCAGGUGAGCGCCAUCACCGUGGUGGCGCUGCUGGACAAGCUGGUCAACAUGCUGGAGGCGGUGCAGGACAACCAGCAGCGGAUGGAGCAGCGGCAGGCCGAGCUGGAGGGCGCCGUGAAGGUGGUGCAGGGGGACGUGACCCGCCUGUCCAAGACCCACAUCAGCACCUCCAACAGCGUGAGCAAGCUGCUGGAGAGAUCCCGCAAGGUGAGCACGCACCUGAAGGAAGUGAAGGAGCGCAUGGACAAGCAGGCGGUCCAGGUGAAGAAGCUGGAGGCCAACCACAACCACCUGCUGAAGAGGAACAACUUCAAAGUGCUCAUCUUCCAGGAGGAGAAUGAGAUCCCUGCCAGCGUGUUGGUCAAGGAUUCCCUCAAGACCCCACAACCAAGCCAGUAUGAUGCAGAGUCCACCCGGCCUAACCCAUCUGUCACAGGUUCUGUUGAUGGCCUCCGUACCCACGAGGAGGGCCUGCAGACCGUUAGCCUGUCCUCAGAUGAGGAUGUUGAAUAUCCAGGACACCGCAUCGAUGAAGAUUACCUGGAUUGCGAUGCCGCGAUGGCCAGUUCCCGUACAUUUGAGAGAAGGGCCGACAGGUUCAAGCGCUCCAGCCUGAAGAAGGUAGAUAGCCUCAAAAAGGCCUUCUCGCGCCAGAGCAUCGAGAAGAAGAUGACCGAGGUCACCAACAAGAUUGUGCCACCAGAGAAGCGUGAGAAGCUUAAGAAGAGCCUCACCCCCAACCACCCCAAGAGCCCGACCGCCAAGUCGUCCUCUUUCAAGGUGUCGCCAAUGACCUUCAACGUCAAGAAGGUCAGAGACGGGGAGACCCCCACGCCAGACAUGGGCUCACCUUUGGAAGCAGCCCAUGUGGAGAUUCCUCCUCUGGGAAGCAUGGAUGGGGAGAUUCCUUUGGCGGAGGUGCACACCAUGGAGGGUUAUGUGGAGGAGAUUCAGGAGAUUCAGCUGAGUCCCUCCACUCCAGAUAGCAUGAAGGCAGAGCUGGCAGUAAAUGGAAAAACACCAAGCAUCGAGUGUGAGAUGAAUGGCGAUGGUGUUGCUGGCCUCGCAGUUCCGGAGCAUGACGAAGAUCUUGGCGAGGACAUGGAAGAGGAGGAGGAAGAAGAAGACAAACAAAAAAGCCCUGUUGAGAUAGCUGCCGAUGUCCAGAUUGCUGGAGCAACAUUUUCCGUGGAGCAAGCGUCUUAAUAUGUUGAGAUUUUGAGCAUCAGUCCUGGUUUCCCUUUUUUUUUUUUUUUUCUUUUCUUCAAGUUUCAACGAUUACUGAACCCCCAGCUGACACAAGUUUUGCCUUACUGUAACCAGUCCUGUGUUAUUGUCAUUAGCACCCCUAUACACUAGAAACACACUCUGGACUUCCUGACCCUGGACCUUUCCUACAACCACUGCCUUUAAUUAUCACCAGCACAGUCCUUGACAAACCUUGACAUGGUCUGCAUUAGCGACUACACCCGACAGUGCACCUCACUAAACGUUCAGAACAAAGCAUCCAGUGCGAGUGCUUUGUGAAUUGUGUAGUUAAGUGGUCCAAGGAGGACAACAUUGCAGCAAUACGCCAUAACUUAUUCUCGUCAACCGGUGCCCACCACUUCAAUAGGUGCACAUCUCCAGGGCGCUGGACCAACUAUCUCCCUCCUGCUGUGUUUAUCUGCCUCUGGCCCUCUCUUUCUCACUGACAAAUAGCCUCUUUUGUUCUUUGUAUAAAAAAAAAAGAAGAAAAAAAAGUAAAUCUUUGGCAAUGGUGGUACUGCCCACAGCCUGUUGAGGCAGCGUGUUGCCAGGUUGUGCAAGAGUUGGAAUGGGGAAUUUCUGCAUUUUCAGUGAAAAGGCCCUGGGGUGUUUUUUUUUUUUUAGUAGUGGACUAGAGGUUGUUUACUGAGAUCUUAGGGCCUGCCCUGCAGAAGCCCUGAUCUUAACUAGCAGGUGACUUCAGUAGUCUGAGUGGCUCUAUCUUGCCUCCUGUCCUUCGCUCCCAGGUGGGAAAUUACGCGUUAGUCCCACAGUGAGAUUCGUCUUUCACCUUUCAUUGAUACAUGCAACAAUAAAUGAGCUGCAUCCUAUAAAAUAUACGAUCGCCAUUUGACCUCAAGCAACUAGCAACCAACAUUUGCAUCAUGGAAAAAUAAAGUGGAAUAGAGAGGAUUUGAACUAGUCAGAACUGUCUUGAAAAUCACACCUAUUUGAGAAAAAAUGUUUAAAAAUAUUAGGUUACAUUAUGUUUAGUCACACGGAUGCCAAUGAAGGACAUCACUGCAGGAUAGAAGCGACUCUGGAUGUAGACAACAAUAUGUUAGUGACGCAAAGGACCGUGCAGGUUUUAAUAGUGAGACACUAAAUGUCACUUUUGCAGCUCGUAUUCUCCUUUUUGCAGGGCUGCUUUCUAUGUUUAUGUACAGAAAUUGUUGCCUUUUUCUAUGUGAGGCACACUACUCGCUAGGUAUUUACAGGUUAAACACCAUAAAUCAGUACAGUACCUUUUUGCCUGCCUUGAGUGUGUGUUCUUAUACAGUAAAUGUUGUAUCUGUGAAUUAUUUUUUUUUGCUUUACUAUAUGAUUCUCGGGUCUUUAUAAGUCGUAUUCUUUCAGGCGUCCAUAACUUACACGGUGAAGUGUUUACUCAGUUUCAUGUUUAAGACACUAUCUUUAAAAAAACAAAUUGCCAGGGCACCAUUACUAAAGCCUCUCUGUUUUAUUGCAUACACAAACAUACUCCUACGGUGCCUUUACCUUGUGCGAGCUGGUGUGAGUAAUUGCACUCCUACAGCGAUGGAUUCCUAUGUUUUUGUAGAUAAGAGUGAAGGUAAAACAUGCCUGAAAUUUUUUUUUGCUUUUCUGAGGAAGCCCUUGCAGCUAUGACUUUCCCAAGCAUAGUGAAGGUUUUUACACCAACUACAUAAAAAAAAAAAAAAGUUUAAAGGACGUGCAAAUACAUCGGUCACAAUCAACUUUAUGUUUGAAAGUCAUGUCUUGAAAGUCGCUAUAAAGUGACCUUCCUCUUGUUGCUCACUGUCAGAGCGUUACCAGCCUCAGCUACAGGCUGUCUUGCGCUGUGACUUCCUAAAAAUAAUGUAGCGAAGUGAUACCAGGUGCCAAGGAUCCAGAUACUAGAGAGGUCAAUGAAGUGGAUAAAGGCAGAAGGCAGCAUUCCUAGCUUUGACGGAUGACUCCUGCUAAGCCCAUUUUUCAUGCUCUUGGCCUCCUUGUUGAGACAGUGCAAAGGGAGGAAGACGCUCUGUGGAGCCACAGGUGUUCUGCCCCCGUAGAAGCUCCUGGGCAUGGGCUGGAAGUGGAGGGAGGACAAGGGUGUUGGAGGGGAAGGACUUUGGUUGUUGGAAAAGAGGAUGAGGUUGGUUUAGGCAUAUGUGCGUCUUAGCAGAAAGGUGUUUAAACUGUGAGAGUUUGCAACGCAUUAGCUAAAAUAAUGGGAACUAAAAUAUGUUUUGUGGAUGUAAGCCCGUAGCUUGCACUGCAGGUUUGGGAAACCUUUUUUUUUUCAGUGUGACAAUACUCCACAUCCUUUAAACUGCUUCUGAAAAAUGAGAACAGAUAGACAAUAGAUUCUUAAGUUGGUUUUAUUGUGAAAAUAUGGUGCCCAAAAUACUUUAUAUUUAAACUAUGCAAGAAAAUUCACUUGUCUACUUAAACUUUAGAGUACAAAAGUUACCCUAAGUGUAAGAAAUAACACAUUUAUAUAGCGACUUACUGCUAAUUACAACUAAGUGUGUCUGAUUGACAUGAAUGCUGAGAGAAUGAAUAGCCAAUCACAUAUGUAUUGAUCUGAACCUACUACAUCUCUGCCUUAUAGUACAUUUAGGGAGGAAAAAAAGUAUGUUUUUGUGUAAGAAUAUAGAUUAUAAUUAUAUUUUUAAAAAUGUAUUUUAUUUGUGUAAAAUCAAUGGGAGUAAUUAACACAGGAAAGGAAAAAACAAUUUAACAUACAAAUAUAUGAGUAGGAGUGAAAUAAUAGGAAAAUGGCUGAAACAAAAUUGAUUUUAUUCUUGCUGUUUUACGCUCUUGAGAAAUGUAAAAGAAAUAAAUAAUGGUUUAUUAUUUUUUAUUAUCCGUCAGGAAACAGGUGUGCUCCGCUCAGCUCUGUCAUUGAGAAUCUACUCUGCAGCUCUCUUAUAUAUAAUGGCAUUAUUAAGUCAAAAAGAAUUUUAAUACAUAGUUUUUUAUCAUUCAGUUUAGAAGUCAAAGUGAAGGAUUUUCACCUUUAUCUUUCACUCAAGUCCAAACCGGACAAAUACAGAAGCUGGCAAACACAAGAGAAACGCAGCGCAUGUUUUGUCCCUGUCCUUGUCAAAGUGCCUUAUAUGUUACAGAAAAUAAACAGCCAACUUUCUCAGUGGGAUCUGUAAGAAGAUAAAUAUAUAAUUAGACAUAUAUGCAUUUAAAUUACUUGUAAACUGUGUUUAAUAAAUGUGCUUUAUCAUUUUGUGGAUUUUUUUCUUUUUAAUUCUUCUUCUUCUUCUUGUGUAUAUCACCCAAGUUAAAACAGAUCGAACGCUAGGCUCGUGUUUUUUUUUUUCUGCUUAUCCAUGCAAAUGUCUUACUUGGUGAUAUUCUGUCUCCUCGUGUUAUAAAAAAUAAAUAUAUACACGUGAAUUUGUGCAAAAGUCUGCUUUUCUUUUGAUUCACACAGUUAGUUUGGGUCGUUUGUGAGGACCGUGUUUGCUAGAAAGUUCCAACAUUCUUUAAGCAAUAUCAGGAAGUGAUACUGUACUAAUGUUUUAGCCUGUUCGUUUAGUCCACCGGUUAAGCCAAAGAAGUUUCCCUCGCAGCAGAAGAUUCCCUGCCAUCAGAGUGUUUCAAUGUGCAGGCAUUUCUUUUCAAACUUUAGUACUGUAUACAUCAAUAAAGCUUUUUUUUUUAACACUGA
This is a messenger RNA of Stegastes partitus (bicolor damselfish), 5245 nucleotides long. It is a transcript of the gene cavin2a, whose product is annotated as caveolae associated protein 2a. The coding region runs from base 100 to 1554 and encodes 484 amino acids. Lineage: Eukaryota; Metazoa; Chordata; Actinopteri; Pomacentridae. Gene Ontology annotation, cellular component: caveola; cytoplasm. The transcript is spliced from 2 exons. Gene Ontology annotation, molecular function: protein kinase C binding. The record is from RefSeq and is a predicted model, not a curated record.